Salpingoeca rosetta is the source of this 709-nucleotide messenger RNA. RefSeq lists its product as uncharacterized. The record is from RefSeq and is a predicted model, not a curated record. Bases 31 to 435 code for a protein of 134 amino acids. Gene Ontology annotation, cellular component: mitochondrial inner membrane; mitochondrion. Lineage: Eukaryota; Choanoflagellata; Craspedida; Salpingoecidae. The transcript is spliced from 4 exons. Gene Ontology annotation, biological process: mitochondrial respiratory chain complex IV assembly.
CUUGAAAAGACACCAUAAGUUGUAGUCAAGAUGCCGGAAGACGGGGGAGAGCGCAACAGCAGCAGUCGGCUGCCGCUGAGCGAAGACGAGAUUCGCGCAAAGAAAUAUGACCCGCAGCUGUUCUUGGAAAAUGCACGGAACUUCCAGCUGACCAAAGUGCCUUGCGCCAAGGACAGCCUGUUCCAAGGCGCCCUCGGCGGAGCAACAGUUGGCGUCGUCAGAUUCAUCCGCACAAAAUACAUUGGCUCUGCUGUGAGCUGGUCUAUUGGUGGCUUUGUAGCAUCAUCCCUCAUCAGCCUAGAGAUUUGCCGUCGGACACGGGAGAACCACGAAGCCAAGCUCCGGGAAGCAAAACAGGCCAUGCAGCAGUUUCGCGAAACACAAUCUGGGAAACAGCUCCCAUACUCACAGGACCGCGGCAUCUCUCACGAGUAGCCUCCGCGCAAGCAAGCAAGGCCCAGGAAAGGGGAAGGUGGGGCGCUUGGGGAAGCAGCUGGCGGUGUGUAACUGAGCGUGUGUCAGUCAAUAAGUCAAGGGGACAGCUCUGGUGAUUGUGGGAGUGGGACUUGGCCGCGAGGCGAGCUGUUGUGCUGUGGUGCGAGGCGAGUUCUGUUGCGCCUUUUUGUUGUUGUGUAUUCGCAGCCUAUUCUUUCACCACUUUUCGUCUCUCGACUGUUAGUUAUCAUGCACAUAAAUUUCUAAUUUCAAG